UUUUUACGGAUUAAUCUAGUCUCAAACUGAUUGUGAGCACUAUUUUUGAAACGUACUUGGCUCUUCUAUUGCUACUAUGAAAACUUUGUGGGAUCUAAUUCCCAGAAAAUAAAUGCAUCUGUUCUCAUGCACAGUAAAGAGGAAUAGCCCAACGAAGUAAUGCCAUUCAUUGGUUCUUUUGUAAAAAUUGAAAUCAUUUCAGUUCAUUCAACCGAGUCAACGUAAUUAGUAAGUGAGUAAUUCGGACUUCAUGUGAGGAUAAUGGUUUAUGAUAAAUAAAAUCUGGUGGUUUGAAUAGUCCUCAUUCGAUGAUAGCAUUUACUGAUAUUACCGACGCCGACGUUAUUAUGCGGGCUCGUUAUAUAUCAAGUCAUCCCUUGUUUUGAAGUGACUAGGGCCCACUCAGGCCCACUCUUCUCAUUCUGGCGCGAAUCGGAAUUCGUUGCUUGAAAUCGUGCAUUAUGUGCGAUGGCAGCUGUCGAAGAAAAGCAUAGGCGCACCGCCAAAGAUGUAGAGCAUGCGAUGAAAUCAUCAAACCUCGAUGAAUCGGAACUAAACGAUAUCGUCCAAAUUCUCCGAUUCUCACCCGAUUGCAAUGAAACUUCAGACAUCAAAUUUCUCGAGCUAAAUCCCCACUUGUUGGAAUCUCUGAAGGAAAAUGACUGUCUAUCUUUUCGUGGCUCUGACGAAGAGUCUGUUGUGCUAUGCACCAAAAACAGAACUUACAAAUUGAAAGAAGCUGAGACCUCGAAUUCUCUGUUGCUGGUCCCUGAUUUAAAAUUUUCCAAAGCAACAGCAUCCAAUGUUGCAGAAGGCAGAAUGUUGCAAGAAACAUCUGUCAGAGGUGUAUUUCACGUGUACUUUGAGGUUACUGAAUGCCAACCACUCCUAAGAAAGCUCCCUCAUCUGCUACAACCCACUGCAUUCAAUGGAAUAGAAUAUGAGAGCAUUGUAGAUCAAUCAAAAUUGUAUGAUUGGGAAAAACUCAGGGAAGAAAUACAAGCUAGUGAUGAUGAGCUCAGAGAAGCACUCUCCACUUUUAUGGUCGCAAAUAUCAAUGGGUUUCUGCGGCGUCUGACAUUUGAAUAUGAGACACGUGCAUUAACGAUGAUGCUGGAUUUGAUUGAGGAAAAUUCUUGGGAACCUGAUGAAAUUGACAAAGAAAUGUCAUUUGAUUUAUUAGCAGAAUUUAUUCCACAUUCUGUAUUCGAAGUUCUAUUUCAUGCAUAUGCAGAGCCUAGUGGUAAGAGUAAAAACGAUGGUCAGCCAUUGUUCAGGUAUAAUGAGAAACAAGUUUCGAGAUUUUUAGCUAAAGUACUGCUUGCAGCUUCACCCUGCAAUUCGUAUGAUGAGUUUAUGGCUGCCUGGAAAAUUGGAACACCAGAAGGCAUGGAACCACAAGAAUCGUGGCUGAGAGGAAUAGCAAUAAUUGUUUUCAAUUCACGUAAAAAUGUAAGAGAAGUGGUCUCAUACCCCGUGGAGGAUUUGCCCGACGAUAUUUAUGACAGAUUUGAUGAAUUGUUCAAGACAAAGGAACCAUGGACCAUUGAAGAAAUUACUCCUUACAUUAUUGAUCUCACAACAAAUAAGAUGAACGUCAAUGCGUUGUUAACGAAGUAUGCUAGAUCUUCAACAGUCAAUGGGAUUAAAUUGUAUAAUUCCAAGCAUGGUAGAUAAUACUACUAGAUGGAGUGAAUUAAUUUAAGUGAUGUGAUGUAAUUAAAUGAAUUUUCAUAUAAA
Athalia rosae (coleseed sawfly) is the source of this 1740-nucleotide messenger RNA. RefSeq names its product sister chromatid cohesion protein DCC1. The coding region runs from base 469 to 1677 and encodes 402 amino acids. Gene Ontology annotation, cellular component: chromatin; chromosome, centromeric region; nucleus. NCBI's taxonomy places the organism in Eukaryota, Metazoa, Arthropoda, Insecta, Hymenoptera, Athaliidae. The record is from RefSeq and is a predicted model, not a curated record. The transcript has 8 exons. Gene Ontology annotation, biological process: mitotic sister chromatid cohesion; maintenance of mitotic sister chromatid cohesion.